AUGAAGGCCACUGGACCAGCCGGAGAGGGACACGGCACAGAGAGAGAGUCAGACAUCAUGAUUCUGCUCAUCCCAAGCGGGUCCAGCAUUAAGCUUCGGCUAACCUCCUCCUCCUCCCCCCCCCACCCCCCCUCCACAAACCCUCGCAUCCUCCGGAGCCCUGUGCGUGUGGACUGCUGGGGCGAGCAGCCGUCUGCUGACGCAGGGAUGGGCUGUCGGCACUCCGGACUGAGGUUCGGGGACGGAAUGGGGGUUAACGGGAGGGAUCUGUCCCAGGUCAGCCAACGUGAGGCACUCCGGAUCCUGAGCACUUAUGAGCAGCCAAUCACGUUGCAGAUCGAGGGGCAGCGGGCCCGUGGACGGAGCCUCCGCCUUCACCAGACCUCGGACUGCAGCACUCAGACGGAGCGGCCCUGGGAAACGCUCAGAGGCCUGGGGGUCACCGCAGGGUCAGCCUCCAGGGUCAACACCUACAUAGACAAGCCCUGCCACAGUCACAUGACCUUUCCACGAGUCAGCUGCUCCAGAAACCAGUAUCUUCCCAGUGUGCACUAUGGCAUGGAGAACAUGGCGUACAAAAACCCUGAGUUAUCCAGCUGUAUGCCCAAAGGACAGAGCUGUUUGAUUGGAUGCUGCAACGCCAAUAUGGAGGAGCCCAACAGCUUCAUGAGCCAGACAGAGGAUGAGGACUUUGCGCUAGAGAGGCCUCUGGGCUACUUGCCCUUGAUGCACGAGCUGGACAGUGGUCUGGGCUGGACUGAUGGUAGCCUCCACCAGGGGGAGCUGUCUGGGCUGGAGACGGAGGAGGGGGUAGAGGAGCGCACCAGCCGAGGCGGCUCCCCAUCCUCCGAGUCCUUCAUCUCCUCCGAGCUCAGCGACUCCGGGUUUUACAGCGUCAGCACCGGGGAGUUCCGCCGCUUCCAGAAGCUGCUGGAGAGGAAGAUUCGCCUGUACCGCGCCAGGGCCAUCUCCUCAGGGGAGCAGAGGGACGGCCAGAAGGGCCGCAGGGGGCUGGAGUCCAUCCCCGAGGCACUGACUCUCCAGCCCCAGAGCAUCCACCCGCCCAGGCCCGGCCCCUCCGGUGUUUCCCACAGGUGCACCAUGGGUACGUCCUCGGUCCAGUUCAGGAAGGCUGGGAGCCCCUGCCUCAGCCGGUGCAGCUCCAGCACCGGCUCCCUGCUGCCCCACCAGGCUGGUCCCUCCAGCUGCAGCACUCCUUCCUGCCAGCGGAGGCCGAUGUUGCACCGGAACCCCUCCACCGGAUUCCUCAGGAGAAGCAAUACUCUGCACCGCUCCGCCCCCCACAUAAUGGAGAGGAGGCGGGCGAGUCACCCCACCUCCCCCAACUACUGCAGCGUUACAGUGCAUCAUGGCAGGAGACUCGUUACUGACUUCCCCCGGAAGGAAGAGCUAACCCAAAACAGCUGUGUGGGCACUGAGAUGAGGACCAGUCCCUUGCAACGAGGAACCACUGAGGACAGUCGGGGCAUUUUACCUGGGGACCACUGCUGCAGUGCCAAUAGCAAGUUGGAUAGCAGUGAGAAACAGGCCAUGAGUUUUAGCAGGGGGGUUCCAGAGAGGGACAGAGAGAGGGAAAGGGAGAGGGAGAGGGAGAGAGCAAGAGAGCGGGAAAGGCGAUUCCACACACUCGGUCACUCGCAGGAUAUCCACGAGACCUGGCCCAAGCCGGCCAACCGCUGCAGCCAGAGAGGCCUCUACAGCACUCUGGACAGCCACUCUCCCAGCUCCAGGAAGAGCCUGGCCACCAACCCCCGGGCCCUCCGGAACCAGCUGCUGAAGGAGCGGGCUUCCCGCCUGGCCGACGAGCGCGGCGGGGUGACCACGGACGAGGAGUCCCACAACGAGGUGAAGACGGGCCGCUACUGGAACAAGACGGAGCGGCGGCAGCAGCUUCUGCUGGCCCGGGAGCAGCGGCUGCUGCAGCAGCAGCAGGCCCGCGGGGGCCCCGGCAGCGGCGCCGAGGCCCACCACAGCAGAACCGUGCUGGAGCUCAGCCACAGGAAGCUCAGCCGGCUGCGCAACCGCAAGCUGCUGGACAGCUGGACCACCGUGGAGGAGCUGCUGACCCACGGCACCCGGCUGGGCAGCACGGAGCAGAUCCUCUGCCCAAGCUCCCUGCUGUCCGUCACCACCGUAUAG
Megalops cyprinoides (Indo-Pacific tarpon) is the source of this 2160-nucleotide messenger RNA. Its product is annotated as E3 ubiquitin-protein ligase PDZRN3-like. Bases 1 to 2160 code for a protein of 719 amino acids. The transcript is spliced from 6 exons. Lineage: Eukaryota; Metazoa; Chordata; Actinopteri; Elopiformes; Megalopidae. The record is from RefSeq and is a predicted model, not a curated record.